GAGGUCCUUACUGUUCUUGUUACUCAGAAUAAGCUCCCCAAUCCAUAGAAUAUCGCCAUGUAGUUACCGUACGCUACAGAUCAAACCGCUAAUCGGCCCAACGCUUGUCAACUCCCGCCGCUUCCUAUGCCUCGCCGGCCCGCACACACCACGCACCUCCACUUCGACAGUUACACCUAACGAGCCUUUCGCGUUACCGCUAGAUACAGCUACGCGUCUUGGUCAUCAAGUGUGUUGCGUACACUUGUGAACGUCUUAAUCGUCGCUCACGCAGUCAACCUGUGGUACCGGCGUGGGUUCCCGCCUGACAUUCCGGAUUCAAGGAAAUAAUUCCGCCGCGUUCACAGUGCUUAGUUCUCUUGCUGCCGGUACCUUAGUAGCCGUCGCGCGUGAGCAGCAGUCACAAACAGCAAGCAGCAGUCACCCCGCCGUGAGCGUACUGGGCUUGAGAAUCCAGAAGAUUGGUUGCCUCGCUUAUCGUCAAAGACUUCUUUGCAAGACCGUGCAGGUCCUACACACGCGCGCUCCUCAGGAUUUUUGGCCGCGCGCCCGCGGCGGAUGAAGCCUCUGUGAGACAUUGAGCCAGAGUCGGGACAUUCCGAGUCGGGCGCAAUACUAUGACGAGCAACAACGGGCUUCCGCCCAACUGCCCGCCUGACGGAUUCGGCCUUCCACAAUAUUUCUACAACAACUCGGGCAGCUGCGCGCAGCAGACGUCGUUCUUUGCCGGGCAUCCGCUGCUGUCGGUGGGGGUUGGGUACGCCGUUGUGCUGGGCUUUGGGGCGUUCUUCGCCAUCUUUACCUCCUGGCUGGUGUGGCUGGACAAGCGCUACGUGGGCACGCGGCAGAGCAGCGAGUGGUUCAACACGGCUGGCCGGAACGUGAAGACGGGGCUCAUAGCGAGUGUGAUUGUAUCGCAGUGGACCUGGGCUGCCACCAUCCUGCAAUCCUCCAAUGUCGCCUUCCUGAACGGAGUGAGCGGGCCGUUUUGGUACGCCAGUGGAGCCACGGUGCAGGUGCUGCUGUUCGGCAUCAUUGCAGUGGAGAUCAAGCGCAAGGCCCCCAACGCACACACUGUCUGCGAGAUAGUCCGUGCCAGGUGGGGCACGGCGGCGCACGUGUGUUUCCUCUGCUUCUGCUUCCUCACCAACACCAUCGUCACUGCCAUGCUCUUGCUGGGCGGCGCUGCCGUCGUCACUGCGCUCACCGGCCUCAACGUGUACCUCGCGUCCUUCCUGGCGCCAAUCGGGGUCAUCUUCUAUACCCUCGCUGGGGGCUUGAAGGCCACCUUCCUGGCGUCGUACAUCCACAGCGCCAUAGUCCACGGGGUGCUGGUGACCUUUGUGCUGCUCGUCUACUGCUUCAGCCCCUCCCUGGGCUCUCCCUCUGCGGUCUUCAACAAUCUGGAGUUCGCUGCCAGCCCAACGAGAGACUGCCGCCUCACCAACCCCGGGCAGGUGUGCGGGCCGGUGGAGGGCAACUAUGAGGGCUCGUACAUGACCAUGCUGUCGUCAGGCGGCUUCAUGUUCGGCGUUGUCAACAUCGUGGGCAACUUCGGUGCCGUCUUCCUUGACAAUGGAUAUUGGAUGAGUGCCAUAGCGGCGCGCCCCUCGUCCACCCACCGGGGGUACAUCCUCGGCGGGCUGGUCUGGUUCGCCGUCCCCUUCUCCCUCGGCUCCUCCCUCGGCCUCGCCUGCCUUGCCUUGGGAUUGCCCAUCACUGUAGAGGAGGCUUCUAGGGGGCUAGUUCCCCCCGCGGCUGCAGUUGCUCUUAUGGGGGAUGCUGGGGCGGUGCUUAUACUCAUUAUGGUGUUCAUGGCCGUUACGUCGGCAGGGUCUGCAGAGCUCCUUGCGGUUUCCUCGCUUAUGACUUACGAUGUUUAUCGGACGUAUAUCAACCCGAAGGCGACCGGGCGGCAGAUCCUGUUUUACUCUCGGGUUUUCGUGCUUAGUUACGGUUUAUUUAUGGGCGUGCUGGCGGUGGGGCUUAGCGAAUUACAGGUCUCUCUAGGGUGGAUGUACCUGGUAAUGGGUGUGCUUAUAGGCAGCGCGGUCAUACCUAUAACGAAUCUGCUUCUAUGGAAGAAGGCGAAUGCAGUGGGAGCGAUAGCUGGUUGCGUUAUUGGGAUGAUUUCGGGGGUGGUAUCCUGGAUCACUGUAGCGGCUGUGAUGUACGGCACUGUAGAUCUGAAAACUACAGGACAGGAGGCACCGACACUGACAGGAAACCUGGUGUCGCUGCUUGUGGGCGGCAUCGUGCACGUGACUCUGAGCCUCAUGUACCCCGACCACUGCGACUAUUCCACCACCCGGGCCAUCCAGCUGGUGGACCGCGACUGGGACUCUGACAUCCCCCCCUGGGAGCACGACGAGUCGCGCCUCAAGCGUGCGCGCCACUGGAUCGUCCUCUGGGGAGUCUGCCUCUCAGUGGUCCUCCUAGCCCUCUGGCCCCUCCUCGCUCUCCCUGCCGGGGUCUUUUCCCUCGGGUAUUUUACUUUCUGGGUGGUGAUUGCCAUUGCGUGGGGCGUGGUUGCAUCCGCGGUGAUUAUUUUUCUGCCCGUUUACGAGAACUGGCGCGGGUUAUUGCUGGUUAUAGACGGGUUAUUCACGAGCGAUAUAUUGCAGGAGAAGGUGGACGACAUCGGGCUGAGGCUGGCUGCGAUCAUGGCUACCAUACCUGAGGCGGAGGCUCGGUAUCUACAGUACAAGAGGGAGAUUAACGAGCUUCGGCAUAGAAGCUCGGGAGUGCCUAGCAGUGAGGGCAAGAGCCCUGAUCAGGGGCUGGAGCAGGGGCAGGGGCAACAGCAGCAGCAGCAGCUUCAGCACCCGGGGCAAUUUCAAGAGCUACAGGUGGACGGGCACAUUGGUCAGUAGCAGUUGUGAAGGACCUUGGCCUGGAAACAACGCAUUGCCAUUGCCAAUUUAAAUUGUAAUGUGCUGUGCUGGCAGUGAUGUUUGCUCUGCUGACAAUGUGGUAUGUCGUGUUUGGGAAUGGGGUGCAGUACUCCAUUAGAGUGGACUUGCCUUGACAAAAGAUUUCAAUAAUCAUCAUAUAAGCUC
Closterium sp. NIES-67 is the source of this 3059-nucleotide messenger RNA. The record is from the annotation of a GenBank genome assembly. Lineage: Eukaryota; Viridiplantae; Streptophyta; Zygnematophyceae; Desmidiales; Closteriaceae.